UCCUCUCAUCAACCUUUGUAUUUCUCCCAAGGCAGCGGGAAGUGAAAAAGUUGCAGAGAUUGCCAAGGUUUUACGGUGGGGAAACAAUGGACACCUCUAAAGAAGAUGGUCUUAAUUUAAUCAAACGUGCUUCUCGAGCUACUCGAGGGAAACGGAUGACGAAGUUGCUUGAUGAAGAACUUGAAGAGGAUGAAUUGUUUUGGAACCAGGAUGCUCUUAAAGAGGAAGAAGAUGACAUAAAUUAUAAAGAAGAAGGAGAGGAUGAUGCUGAUGUGUUUGAUAGUGAUUUUGACGAAGAUGAACCUGAGCCAGAUGAGGAGGGAGUCAAUGAUGCAGAUGUAAGGGAGAAACCAAAGAAGAAAUUGCUUCCUCCUGGAGGGAAAACAUUGGCGAAGAGAAUGAACUUAUUUCCUGGGAAAACUUUGAGGAAGAAAACAACCAAGAAGAAGUCCCUCUCACAAUUGGAAAAAUCUACAGACGAUGAAGAUGAAGACUCUCCUCGGGAGCAGCAGACCAGCCCACCUGAACAUCAUGAUGUCCAUGAUGAUAUAGAAGGUGGUGAGAGAACAGUUAGGAAGUCUACGAGAACUUCAGUCGUUGUAAGACAAGCUGAAAGAGAAGCAAUACGAGCAGCAAUGCAAGCGACAACAAAGCCGAUUAAAAGGAAGAAAGAAGGUGAAGAAAAGCGAAUGACCCAAGAAGAGAUGCUUCUAGAAGCAGCCCAAACUGAAAUCAUGAACUUGAGGAACUUGGAGCGCGUUUUAGCCAGGGAGGAAGAAGUUAAGAAAAGAGCAGUCGUGCAUAAAUCAGUUUUUAGUGGUCCCCAAACACGAUAUUUUUCCCGAGAUGGUCAGUCAUUUAUAGAAUUUAAUAAUGGGAUUUCCUUUCAAUGCGAGAUAUGUGCAACAGCUCCCUCAUAUCCUCAGAAGGCUGUAUGCGCAGUUACUGGGUUUCCUGCUAAGUACCGUGACCCAAAGACGGGGUUACCUUAUGCUACGAAAGAAGCUUUCAAAAUUAUUCGGGAAAGAUUUUUGAAGGAAAACACUAGAGAAAAUGAGAAGAAAGGAAUGGAUAUCCUGCUUGAUUCAAUCUCAGGUCAGGGUUUUUCGGGUAAGAGGAAGAGAUCGGAAGUUUUAAAUAGAGGAGAAACAUCAUAUUUACGAUAUUGGGCACGAUUUCAUCAUAUUCCAGCUCUUGAAAACCAAGUUCUUGAGUAGCGCUACAAGUGUUGUCAACAGGCACAACAAGCACCAAGAUUCCAAACUGGAAACACCCAACACCUCCAUUUAUGGCCUUACGGAAUCCACAGUGUUCAUAUUGUAAGGUAACCCAGUUGAAAGUGAAGCUGUAGGUCAAAUCUAAGUGAGGAAAUGAACAAGCCGCUCUGCCAUUGCUGCCAAAAAUUGCCAUUGAGGACCAAGAUUUGGUUUGGAGUCGGAGGCACACACCCAUUUUUGUUAAGUGAAGGUGUAAAAGGCACCUGCUACUGAAAUCAAAAUCUGCGAAACACAAUAUCUACGAUAUGCUACUAUGUCUCAUUCAUCCCUGUUUCCAUUUCUUCUCAUUAUGUGGCAACUGACCUAAAUGGGUUGCGAACAUUGUGUACAUAUUUCUCUCCAAAAGAAAAGGAAUGUUGCAAUUUUAAAUUA
Molecule: messenger RNA, 1649 nt
Organism: Papaver somniferum (opium poppy)
Lineage: Eukaryota; Viridiplantae; Streptophyta; Magnoliopsida; Ranunculales; Papaveraceae
Product: SWR1 complex subunit 2-like
Exons: 12
Coding region: 87-1217 (376 amino acids)
Biological process (GO): chromatin remodeling; regulation of DNA-templated transcription
Cellular component (GO): nucleus
Molecular function (GO): ATP-dependent H2AZ histone chaperone activity
Source: RefSeq, a predicted model, not a curated record